Vombatus ursinus (common wombat) is the source of this 1045-nucleotide messenger RNA. It is a transcript of the gene SLC25A4, whose product is annotated as solute carrier family 25 member 4. The record is from RefSeq and is a predicted model, not a curated record. NCBI's taxonomy places the organism in Eukaryota, Metazoa, Chordata, Mammalia, Diprotodontia, Vombatidae. Gene Ontology annotation, molecular function: ATP:ADP antiporter activity. The transcript is spliced from 4 exons. Gene Ontology annotation, biological process: mitochondrial ADP transmembrane transport; mitochondrial ATP transmembrane transport. Bases 126 to 1022 code for a protein of 298 amino acids. Gene Ontology annotation, cellular component: mitochondrial inner membrane.
GGGGAGAAGUGCUCUGCCCCUUUUGGAUCGUGGUGGUGGGACACAGAAGGGGGUCAGGGCUUCUAGCUGGGGGGAAGGUUAGGGAGUAGUUCCCGAGAGAUUGUGGGUGCGACCGAGUGACCAUCAUGAGUGACCAAGCGCUGAGCUUCCUGAAAGACUUUCUGGCAGGUGGCGUCGCCGCUGCGGUUUCCAAGACUGCAGUUGCUCCCAUCGAGAGAGUCAAACUGCUCCUGCAGGUCCAACAUGCCAGCAAACAAAUUAAAGCAGAGCAGCAGUACAAAGGCAUAAUUGACUGCGUGGUGAGAAUCCCCAAGGAGCAAGGCUUCCUCUCCUUCUGGAGGGGUAACCUGGCCAAUGUCAUUCGUUACUUCCCCACCCAAGCCCUUAAUUUUGCCUUCAAGGACAAAUACAAGCAGAUCUUCUUGGGGGGUGUGGAUCGGCACAAACAGUUCUGGCGUUACUUUGCUGGCAACCUUGCUUCUGGUGGAGCAGCUGGGGCCACUUCCCUCUGCUUCGUCUACCCACUGGACUUUGCUCGGACCAGGCUGGCUGCUGAUGUGGGCAAAGGUCUCUCCCAACGGGAGUUCAGUGGCCUAGGCAACUGUCUUACCAAGAUCUUCAAGUCUGAUGGCGUGAAGGGCCUCUACCAAGGCUUCAAUGUGUCUGUCCAGGGAAUCAUCAUCUACAGAGCGGCCUACUUCGGGGUCUAUGAUACAGCCAAGGGAAUGUUGCCUGACCCCAAGAAUGUGCACAUUAUAGUAAGCUGGAUGAUUGCCCAGACUGUGACUGCAGUGGCAGGAUUGGUGUCCUAUCCCUUUGAUACUGUCCGACGUAGGAUGAUGAUGCAGUCUGGUCGGAAAGGGGCUGAUAUUAUGUAUACUGGAACAAUUGACUGCUGGAGGAAGAUUGCAAAAGAUGAAGGAGCCAAAGCUUUCUUCAAAGGUGCCUGGUCCAAUGUAUUGAGAGGCAUGGGCGGUGCUUUUGUAUUAGUCUUGUAUGAUGAGAUAAAAAAAUACGUCUAAUUCAAUUAAAACUCUUAAGUUCA